This is a messenger RNA of Spirodela intermedia, 1215 nucleotides long. Lineage: Eukaryota; Viridiplantae; Streptophyta; Magnoliopsida; Alismatales; Araceae. The record is from the annotation of a GenBank genome assembly.
AUGGAGUCUGUGAGUCGGAGGAGUUCGUCGUACAGCGGCGCUACCGGCGACUGUGAUAGCAGUGGAGUAGCGACUUCUGAUGAAGAAGAAGAAGAUGCAGGCGUUCUUGAGUUCUCUGGAGAUGGAGGGACGCAGCAAGUGGUCGGCGAGAUGGAGGCGAAGGGCGAGUGUUCUUCAGAGAUCCCGAGGAGAUCUCCGGCCGAUGAUUCUGUGCUGGUUCAGAUCGACUGCCCUUGUCUGAUCAGCACGGAAGAUAACGUCUUGGAACUUCCGGAAGAUUUCACGGCGGCGCCGCCGUCGCCGGCGUCCCUCUCCUCGACUCUCUCCGAUCCGAUUCUGCCGGAGCCGCCGUCGAACCCCCCCGCUGCCGCCGCCUGCUCCGGCGACCUGGGAUUGCAUCUGGAGGAGAUCUCUCAGGUUGCCAGUUCGAGGAAUUUGUCGGAGUCUCAAUUCCUGAGGGAGAGCUUCAUGGCGGCGGCGCCAUCGAGCCAGGCCGAGGUUUGCACUCAUCUUCCACAUCAGUCCCGACGGACUCCUGUUCUCCGGCUGAUGGGUAAGAAUCUGAUGGUGAUGAGCCGGAAGGAGGAAGAAGACGAAGAAGAAGAAGGUAGAGGAGGAGGACGACGAAGACCAGAGUCCUCAGUGGCCGUUGCCUCCACGGCGAAUCAUCCCCCGUCGUUGCUAGGGUUUUCUUCUGCUUGCAGGUUCUCUAAUGGCGGCGACUUUCUGGACGGGCCCUUCUCCGGAGAGAGGAUUCCAGGGAGUCGCCGGCCGUUUGCUCCGCCCCCGACCGCCGGAAUAAGAAGCCCUUAUGUUCUUCAGAGAAGAUCGGAGGAGGGAGCAGAUCCGUCGGUGUACGGUCUCCGGCAGCGGCAUGGAUAUCGAGCUCCAGUUCAGGCGAGCGAGGUGGUGGUCGUCGACGAUUAUCCCGAACCAAUGACGCAGUUCAGUGGAAGCUUUCCGGCGCCGGCUAACUUUCCGGCGACGCACAGCUUCUUCUCCGUCGUGGAUCGAGCGAGGCUGGCCGGAGGAGGAUAUUAUUCCUGUUUUCCAUCGGAGCUGAGGCCAGGCUUCCCGGCUUCUUGCCCGAGGGAGAUCGGUGGGGCCGCCAGGUGGGUUGCCGGCGACGGCGAAGCUCCAAGCUCCUCCUUCGUGCCGUCCCUCUCCGCCGGCCAUCUUGGCACUCCCAUGCCCCACUCUCCGAUGUUCUGGUGA